This is a messenger RNA of Prunus mume (Japanese apricot), 1650 nucleotides long. RefSeq lists its product as uncharacterized. Gene Ontology annotation, molecular function: protein binding. The record is from RefSeq and is a predicted model, not a curated record. NCBI's taxonomy places the organism in Eukaryota, Viridiplantae, Streptophyta, Magnoliopsida, Rosales, Rosaceae.
CAAAGCUUCAGUGCCAACCAAGUCACAGCACCGACCUUCGUUUUGAACAUCAAAAAGAAGACCGUUAGCGCCAAAACGCUUACAUUCCCCUCCUUUUAUCGUCUCUUUCUUUCUCUCGCUCUGUUUCUCUGCAAACCCUAAAUCCUGAACACUGCACUGCACUCCUUAGUUUCCAAAACUCUCUUUCUCUCUCCCAUUCUCUCUGUUCUCUGCAACGAGCGAGGCGAGUUUUGGGUCGAGUGGUUUACGAAGCAACGAGUUGUCGCUCUGUUUGUCUGCAACGAUCGAGUGGUUUUCUGGGCUCAAGAAGGAGCGAGUUCUCUCUCUUCUUCUCUGCAACGAUUUGUGAUUUCUGGGUUUUAAAAGUAGCGAGCGAGUUCUUUCUCUCACUCACUGUCCAACAAUUGUGCGAAUUUUGGGUUUUGGAGUCGAGAAUCGAGAAUGACGUUGUCUACUCGAAAUCGAAAGCGUAAACAAUUGGGGGAUGGCGUUGCUCCGUUUGAGUUUCCGUUUCAGACCCAGAAGAUCAAGAGGGUUUCUAGGGUUUUUGAGACCCAACAGAAUUUAGCCGUGGAGAAAAAGCCGAUUACUUCUCUUCCUUUGCGCAAGGGUUUGUCGCCCAAACAGAUAAAGACCAUCCCUUUGGCUUCGUCUCCUAGAAAGCAUAGAAAGUCGGAGGAGUUAGGUUUUGAUGGUCUCUGUCAGACUCAGAAGAUCAAGAGGCAAAAACUAGGUUUUGAGUUUGAUUGUUCUGAAAUUUUGGGGUGUCUGAUGAACCUCCGCCAUGUGAGUAGGUACUUUGAGAAGCCUGUGGUGGUUGAUCCGGUUUAUGUCCACGACAUCUGGAGGCCGAUGGAUUUCGGUACUGUGAAAUCCAAAUUGGAGAGGGGUGUCUACUCCAGUCCUGAUGGGUUUGCUGCUGAUGUGAGGCUUACCUUGUCAAAUGCUUUAAGAUAUUAUCCACCUGGGAGGAUUGAGCGUGCAGCAGCCAAGCAUCUCAGUGGUGUUUUUGAGAGCAAGUGGAAGGAAGUCCUGGAGAAAAACCCCAAGUCUGUUUGUCCUUCUCCUCUGCCCAAAGUCAAGGGUUUGGCAGUGUUACCCAAAUUGAAACAGGGCAAGACCUCUUCUCCUUCUAGCGUUCUUCAAAGUCAAGGGCUUGGUGUUUCUGAUUCUCAGUCAGUUGAUUCAACCAAACACGAUGAGUUGGCCACCCUUGUUGAUAAUGCCAUGGAUCAGGCCUCAGAGAAUCUUUCCCAACGUGAGGCUGUCCGAAUUCAUGCACUAAAGCUACGAUUUUCAGGUACAAUAUUGAAAGCAAACAAGAUACUUAUGGGUGUACCUGAUUCUCCACCAAGGAGAAAAUCGAUGCAGCGGAUGAAGCAAAGGGAGUUGGCUCGCCGUGCCAUUUCGAACAUGAAGAAGUCAGUGCAAUUUGAGGACCCUUUACAGGAUCUCAAACAACUUGAGAUGCUGUGUGGCUGUGGCAGCGAAGAUCCUUGUCUACAGGUCCGCCUCGGAUUGCCGCUUAAGAAAUUGGGUGUAUUCCUCAGGGAAGAUGAUGAGUUGCAAGGUCAGGACGAGGAGGCCUUUUUAAAUGGAGAUUGGGAGGAAGGAGAGAUCUGGUGGGAGGAAGGCGAGAUCUGCUCUUGA